Kwoniella botswanensis is the source of this 837-nucleotide messenger RNA. RefSeq lists its product as uncharacterized. NCBI's taxonomy places the organism in Eukaryota, Fungi, Basidiomycota, Tremellomycetes, Tremellales, Cryptococcaceae. Gene Ontology annotation, molecular function: oxidoreductase activity, acting on the CH-OH group of donors, NAD or NADP as acceptor. Bases 1 to 837 code for a protein of 278 amino acids. The transcript is spliced from 6 exons. The record is from RefSeq and is a predicted model, not a curated record.
AUGCCCGUCACACUGGAUUACAAUGGGAAGAUCGUGUUCAUAACCGGAGGUGGUCGGGGGAUAGGUCUAGCCAUCACCACCGCAUUUGCAAGGGCCGGAGCAACGAUCAUUAUAACCUAUACCUCUAAAGAUCCACAGGAGGUAGUCAAGAAGUUAACAGAAGAAUACAAAGUCCCUAUUCAUGUCUAUCACUGUCCAGGUGAAGAUGCAACGAGAGUCAACGAGGUUAUAGAUUUGGCUAGUAAGGAAGUGGGAGAAGUAGAUAUCGUUGUACCCAAUGCUGGGGUCAGUCUGUGGAGAGAUUGCGUAGAUAUGAGUGAUUCCGAGCUUGACUGGAUCAUGAAAACCAACCUUUACGCCCCUAUCACCUUGUGCCGUGGAUUCGUUCGACACUGGUUAGGUAUGAGUACCUCCGUGCAAUCUUCCGAGGAUCCCGGUAAACCACCUGCGGGAGAGCGAGUCAAUCUGAACAAAAGAAUAUUAUGCGUAUCUAGUAUAUCGGGUAUAGUCAAUAUGAAUCCUCAGAGGCAAGUCGCAUAUAACGUAUCGAAAGCAGGGUUGACAAUGGCUUGUAAGUCCCUAGCAGGCGAAUGGGCCAAAUACGGUAUAACGAUCAACUCCAUCUCUCCCGGAUACGUAGCAACAGAUAUGAUCAAAGAUCCACCUCCCGGAGAAGGUAGGGAAUGGGCAGAUAAGUGGAGAAAAGAUACACCUGUGGAUAGGUUCGCGGAUGCCAGUGAGAUCGGACAGAUGGUCGUGUUGAUGUGUUCAACCGAGAGUUCAAGCUUUAUGACUGGACAUGAUCUCGUCAUUGAUGGUGGCUUCACGACUUACUAG